AUGGGCUGUUUCAACACGUUGGUUGGAGCUGCUUUUUAUGGUGGCAAUUAUGUCACGGGAGAAUACACACUCAAGCUAGCAGAGCGACCACAUCCGAAGGAAUUGUGUCUCAAGAUUGGCGCAGCUUGUGUUGCUAUCAUUGCCGUUUAUCAAAGCGUCUUCGUGCUACCUGAGUGGGACGCAUUGGUCACGAAGCCCAUUGCUGAGGCCAGUGGGAACACGACCUAUAUUGUCUCUGCUCUCGUAGCGUAUACUGUGUCACAGCUUGCACAUGGACUCACGUACUUUGUAAUAUUAGGCUCCAGUGGUGCCGUUACCACAGGUAUCAUGCAGAGCUUGCGUGCUGUGUGCGUAUUCGUGAUAAGCUCAAUGUUGUAUUGCAGUCAGCAGGAAUCACAGUGCUUUAAUACAAAGCGUGGUGUCGCUACCUUGAUCGUUGUGAGUGGUGUCAUGUUCUACUCGUGGGCAAAGAGUCAGCAGAAAAGCACGAGUGUAUUAGCUCCACCGUCGUCGCAGCAAAUAAUGAAAGACUCGAAGACUAUGAUGAUUACAGGUAAGAACUAUAUUGUCUAG
Molecule: messenger RNA, 573 nt
Organism: Peronospora belbahrii
Lineage: Eukaryota; Oomycota; Peronosporomycetes; Peronosporales; Peronosporaceae
Source: the annotation of a GenBank genome assembly